Molecule: messenger RNA, 1107 nt
Organism: Penicillium waksmanii
Lineage: Eukaryota; Fungi; Ascomycota; Eurotiomycetes; Eurotiales; Aspergillaceae
Product: cysteine hydrolase family protein
Exons: 4
Coding region: 1-1107 (368 amino acids)
Source: RefSeq, a predicted model, not a curated record
AUGGCCGAUCCUAUCGAUCUCAACCUGGAUGCGCCCAGUGAUCUCCAAGACAUUCCGGAACUGGCCACUCAAUUGAUGGCGCCUCCCGAAGGAACAUACCCUGAUAAGAAUACCUUACUCGCAGCAGUCCAGGCGCACGGCAAGACCCAUGGCUACAAUGUCGUGGUCAAAUCAUCCAGUACGCCCACAGAAAAGAAACCAGGUCGCACGGCCAAGGUAUGGCUGCGAUGUGAUCGCGGUGGUCACUAUCGCCCGCGGAAUGGCCUCACGGAGGAAACGCGAAAGCGUCGGCGAACUUCGCGACUGAUGGACUGCCCCUUCAUGCUGGUUGCAGCUGGCUCUCCCGGUAUCUGGAGUUUAACCGUCUUGAACCCGACUCAUAAUCAUGGGCCCAUCAUCGAAAAGCCUCGUCAAGUUCCUCACCAUAAGGUUCGCAAGGGCCAAUUGCCCGCCCUCCCAUAUGACUGGCCUCACGAUGCUUCCUUCACCCCAUACACAACUGCGCUAGUCAUAAUUGAUAUGCAGAAAGACUUCUGCGCCCCGGGUGGUUAUAUGGAGUACCAGGGCUAUGAUAUAACCGCCGCCCAGGUUCUCAUCCCUAAACUUCAGCAAUUGCUGCAUGCCUUUCGCACGGGAGGUUUUCCGGUCUAUCAUACACGAGAAGCACCGGUCUCAGGCAUUGGGUCCCAAGGCCCAAUGGGCCGUCUGCUCAUUCGGGGAGAAUUGGGCCAUGAUACUGUGGAUGAACUAUAUCCUCUCCCCAACGAACCCGUCAUCGACAAGCCAGGCCGGGGAGCCUUCGCGCAUACAGAUUUCGAACUCAUCCUCCGAAACAAGGGCGUCAAGAACCUCGUCGUCGCAGGCGUUACCACGGAUGUGUGCGUCUCGACAACCAUCCGCGAAGCCAAUGACCGUGGAUUCGACUGCGUGCUCUUGGAGGAUGGGUCCGCGGCGGCGGAGCCGGCCCUCCAUACGGGCACUCUUGAGUCUGUGAAGAUGGAGGGCGGCAUCUUUGGCGCUGUCGCUAAGCUGGAUGAUGUCAUUCACGCCGUUAAUAACUUCAAAGCUAUCACCAUGAAGAAGCUGGCUCCUCAGAUGACGGCUUGA